GGUCGCCAGCGAGCUUACUAGGCGAGGCUUGUGUGCCCACUCCCGCCCUGGUCCUCAGUGCCCACCCGGUCGGCCUGGCACAGCCAUGAUCAAGGCAAUCCUAAUCUUCAACAACCACGGGAAGUCACGGCUCUCCAUGUUCUACCAGCCCUACAGUGAAGAUACACAACAGCAAAUCAUCAGGGAGACUUUCCAUUUGGUAUCUAAGAGAGAUGAAAAUGUUUGUAAUUUCCUAGAAGGAGGAUUAUUAAUUGGGGGAUCUGACAACGAACUGAUUUAUAGACAUUACGCAACAAUAUAUUUUGUCUUCUGUGUGGAUUCUUCAGAAAGUGAAUUUGGCAUUUUAGAUCUAAUUCAAGUAUUUGUGGAAACAUUAGACAAAUGUUUUGAAAAUGUCUGCGAACUGGAUUUGAUUUUCCAUGUAGACAAGGUUCACAGUAUUCUUGCAGAAAUAGUGAUGGGGGGAAUGGUAUUGGAGACAAACAUGAAUGAGAUUGUUACACAAAUUGAUGCACAAAAUAAGCUGGAAAAAUCUGAGGCUGGCUUAGUGGGAGCUCCAGCCCGUGCUGUAUCAGCUGUAAAGAAUAUGAAUCUUCCUGAGAUCCCAAGAAAUAUUAACAUUGGUGACAUCAGUAUAAAAGUGCCAAACCUGCCCUCUUUUAAAUAAAAAAUGUAAAAAGGUCACUCCCAGGUAAAAUCCAGGGGGAAGAGUCAUCUAAGUUUACCAUGCAGUUGUUUACCAAAAAUAAAGGAGGAGAGUCUUAACUUUUGCUCUUGGAUUUAAAUCAAGGUACCGUAUAGAAGUUGUGUAAAAUCAGUAUGAAAGUUCAAUGUUGCUUUCCUUGCUCAGUGAUUUUAAAGAAAUUGGGUAGUUCCUAUAUGAUUUUUUUUUGCUUUUCUAAACUGCAUUCGGGUGUCCACCUACGGCAUGCCUCUAUGUAUUGGCUACUACAGUGUUUUAAAAAGUGCUUCAGAUAUUUCUUUAAUUAUGUACAACCU
Messenger RNA from Symphalangus syndactylus (siamang), 999 nucleotides. RefSeq names its product AP-3 complex subunit sigma-1-like. Gene Ontology annotation, cellular component: AP-3 adaptor complex. Gene Ontology annotation, biological process: Golgi to vacuole transport; protein transport. The record is from RefSeq and is a predicted model, not a curated record. NCBI's taxonomy places the organism in Eukaryota, Metazoa, Chordata, Mammalia, Primates, Hylobatidae.